GCCAUGCAUCUGUGUAUGCAUCGCAGCCGCCAUGCAGAUAAGCAAGCUGCAGUAUCAAAGCUACUAUAUCAGGAACGCCGCAACUGCCCAACCCAAAUUAACUUUCUGCCAAUGUAACCCAAAGCUCGUGUCAAGUCGGUUAGAACGUAGCUGUCUUCUAGAAAGGCCAGCUUUGGGCCCACCUUUGGUGCUCGUACCCUGGUUCCGAGCUCCUGCGCUCCACUGCUCUCUACCCAACCGGUGGGGACUUCGCGGCGUUGUCCAGAUUUGGCUGUUUCAGAAGGGGGGGUUUUAUUUCUCAAGAGCUAAUCUGCUGAUUUUGUUUAUUUGGGUGAAAGGAUUUUGGGUGUUGUGUGGGGAGUGUGAGUGUUUUCUUGUUUAGCUUGCAGUAGUGUGGUGGCUAUUAACAUGGUUAAUAGGAAUGUUGUAUGGAUAUUCGGCUUGGGAUUCUGUUAAGGUUAUUUGUCUAGCCAGAGCUGGAUAUAAGGUACUCAGCUGUCGAAUGAAGUAGGCUUUUGGGCACAGUUCACAUUUCUGAGG
This is a messenger RNA of Aspergillus pseudonomiae, 540 nucleotides long. RefSeq lists its product as uncharacterized. The record is from RefSeq and is a predicted model, not a curated record. NCBI's taxonomy places the organism in Eukaryota, Fungi, Ascomycota, Eurotiomycetes, Eurotiales, Aspergillaceae. The coding region runs from base 32 to 382 and encodes 116 amino acids. The transcript has a single exon.